UAACAUUUUCAAACACGUUUUUCUUUCUAUUUGCAGGUCACUAUGACGCGAGAGGAGGCGCUAUAAUGGAGGCUGGCCGAGGGAGGCUUCUACCUUCCCUUCGCCUCGUUCACUAGCACUGCUCUCCAUGCCUGUGGGCGACGCGGAGCUUUUGUCUUGAAGGACUUCGGCUGGUUGACGCGUGCAUUCGCAGGUGCUAGAAAUCGAGAUGGAUUUCAGUACAGUGAGCCACCAGUCGCCCGGUUACAUGUGUAUGGAAAAUGGGGGUGACUUUGUUAGUACGAAUUUUAUGGAAGACGUCCGUUCAACCAAAGUGCCCACGGUGCUCGAGGAUAUCGCCCUGCCGAGAGGCUGUGACGUGCGAACCGUAACUAUGAAUGGAUUUAGCAACUCUUGCCAAGGAAAUAUUAAUGACGCCAAGAACUUUUCCUCUGCGCCGAAAGAAGCCCAUGCUAGGGAUUUGCAUGCGCUAGUAAAUGGUGAUCCUAACAUAAAUUUCGACGUUCGUCAUUCACAAGCGGGCCAGACGGGCGAGGUGAGUGCAGAGACGUCGCAGGCCAAACGGCCAGAGCGCUUGCCUUCACAGUCGUCGGUGUCGUCGCUGCACUCCUCGGCCUCGGUAUCCGAACGCUCGAUCUCGUUUUCGGAGCAGGAGACCGUGUGCGUGGGCGACCUUCAGCGCCGAUACGGUGAUGCAGACAGCGACUCGCGCGUUCGGCAGCAGGGUUCCUUUUCCUCCUCCGAGCAGCAGGACCCUUUUGAGCACCCAGGCGAUCACGAGCGCUACCAGCCCGAAGAUGAUGAGCUCUUCCAUCCCGACGACGAUGACUACGACGACGAGGGUGAGGCAGGGCAGCCCAUGUUUACGGGCGUCGACAUGAGACAUGCCGAAGUAAACAUCAAGUCCACGAAUGAGGUGGUUUUCGGCACCAAGGAAGUGUAUAACAUCUCGUCACCGCUGACGGAGGCCGUCCCCAACAUCAACAUCAUGACUCCGACGGCGGAGACGCCGGGCGGGAGCGCAGAGACUUCGACGUUGGACUCCCGCGGCGGCGCCAGGGGCCACCCUCUCCACCUCAACAUAAACAAGGCACAGCAUGCGGCUCAGGCGGCUAUCCCUAUGAUGUGCCGGCCGCACAGCCCAGUCAUCAAGUCACAGUCCACGCCCAUCCCCGUUUCCUCGUACGGCCUCACGAGCCCCGUGAUGUCCCCCCAUCAGAUCCCGAUGGCCACAGCAAUGGGCGUUCAGCAGGGGGCGGGCGUGCUCAACAUUCCCCUGCCCUCGCCCAUGCUCAGCCAGACCAACAGUCAGCUGAGCAUGAGCCACCCUCUGGCAAGUGCCAUAGCCGCCCCUGCCAGUCGGAUCAACAUGCCCACGGUCACCACGCCCACGAGCCAGGUCAAUAUCAGUGACCCAGACAACGUCGUGGUGGGAACGCAGGUCGUCAUCCGCUGCAAUGAGCCCCACGAGCACCGCCACGUUGAACCUCCCGUCGCCAACAUCGACUCGACUCUGGCGGAGGUCCGGGAGAAGCUGGCCACCGUCUACCGAACCCAGACGAAGACCUCGCUCCUGCCGUGGCUGAAGGGACACCAGGCCAUCCCCAUGAACGAAUUCUACACCAACUCCCGCAUCCUGGCCGUGGACAAGCAAGGGAAACAGACGAGCCAGGCCGUGGACCUCGUGAAGGAUCUGAUCAGCGAGGAAGAGACGAAGUUCCUGGUGGAGGGGGAGCCUGGGAUGGGCAAGACGCUGCUGGCACUCAAGAUGGCGAUCGACUGGGCCAACGAGAAGAGCCUCCAGCAGUUCAAAUUCGUCUUCCUCAUCUUCCUGCGGGACUUCAAGGGCAGUCUCGAGCAGUACAUCAAGGAAGAGCUUUUGCCUUCGGGAUUCGAUGAAAAAUUCAAGAAGGUGUGGGAGUACUGCAAGAACCACGAGGAGCAGCUUCUGUUCAUCCUGGACGGCUACGACGAGCUCAACAAGAACGACGAGGGCGAGAUUCAGAAUCUGCUUCGGUACCGCGACUUCCAGAAGAGCAAGGUGGUCGUGACUUCGCGGCCGGACGUCCUCAAGACCAUCUUUCAGCGGACGAUCGUCAAGGGCUUCAGCGAGGAGCAGAUGAUGGAGUUCAUCGGCAAGUACUUCCGGCUCUCGAACGAGGAGGAAUGCGGCCGGAUGCUGAAGCAGAUCAUCGAGCGCGAUUACAAGUACCGGAAGCUGGCUAAGAGGCCCCUGUUCUGCGUGCUGCUCUGUAUGCUCUACGACUCGGAGAGGAGCGUCGCCAAGCUGCCCGAGAAGCUGUCCGACAUGAUGUUCAAGAUCAUGCUGUGCCUCAUCAAGUGGAACAACAACAAGGGCACGACCGACGCGAACGCGGGCUCGGCCGAUGGGAACAUCGAGGCGUUUCCGCCCGAGUACCAGGAGAAGUUUCUUAGUUUUGGCAAACUGUGCAUGGAGGCGCUCAAGACGGAUAAGACGCGCUUCAGUGAGAAGCAAAUAGAAAACUAUUCUCUCUUGGUGCCUCUAGGAUUUUUGUCGAGUGACAGUGAGAACCAUGUGUAUGGACGCAAAAAGUUCUACAAACCCGUUCAUAAGAUAUUCCUGGAAUAUCUCGCCGGCCUGUACAUGGCCGACACUAUCGAGCGGGACCGACGAGAACACAAGGAUUUCACGGCCAUCUACCGCCACGAGCACGUCCUCAAGUUUAUGGUCGGGGUCCUCGGGAAGCGAGCCCACUUGGCGCUGGAGGGCAAACGGCAGCAGGAUUUCCGACACAUGAAGGACCAGGAGAUCCUGAUGCUCCUUCGAGAAGCCGGGACGACGCCGGACAACUGCCGCGCGGUCGCCAGGCUGCUCGACCGCGACUACCACCGCGUCUACACCAGCGAGGUCGACUUCGAGGGCUGGAGCUCCAUUCUCGACCAGAAGUUCCACAUGCUCAAGAACCUCGAGCUGGUGUGGCGCAUCAAGAGCAACAACCCGGACCAGGAGAGCUCCUUCAACGAGGCAAGCCCAGAGCUCUACCGGCAGUUCUUCAGCGCUCUCCGGAGGAACAAGAGCAUCUCCAUGAUAAGGGUUCGUGCAACGCAGGACGGCGAGCCUUUCUCCGAGACAAAGAUCAAACUUUUCUUCUCACACUUCAAGGAAGCGCUCGAGAAGGAGAACCUGAAAGAGCUCGAGAUAAAGGAGCUGAAUAUGAAUGUUCUCAAUGGAAGGUCUCGUCUAGUCUUGUGCAAGCGGUCGCGGAGGCAACCUGCAACUCGGGGAGGGAAGGCCCUCGAAGCCCUGGAGGUGCUACGACUGGACAUGUUCCUCGACGACGACGCUCUUCACAACCUGUGCGACCGCCUGAGGAACGACUCGCCCAAACUCAAGGAACUGCAGCUCACCGGCCUCGUCCACGGGCGUCAGGGCUUCAAGAGUCUGGUGGAGUUGCUGAAGAAAAAUAAAAAUCUCCAUAAGCUGCAUUUGUCCAUGAACAGAGCUCAGCUGCAACACGACACGAGCGUCUUCAUGAGCAGAGAUUACACGCCGACGCAUAUGAAGAUGGAGUUGAUUCGCAUGUCCACGUAUGCAAAUAGGAAGAGCCAGGAUGCUUUUAAUCAAACUGCCCAAGAAAAUCAAGAGGGAUGUACUCUUCCGGACCCAACCAAAGAACUGAGUUACCUGUUUCACGAUCCUCUCAAGACGGGCGUCAAGUUCAUCCACGGAGCUAAGGGUUUCUGUUUCGUCAGGGACCAAGAUGUCAGGCUUCCUCUCCCCUUGUGCAUGGGACGAGGUCACCAGUCUAUAUUCCAUGACCUCUUCUCGGCCCUUCCGGAAACCAGCGUGCAGAAGUUGACCCUGGCUGACCCCUGUCUCUACCUCACCAAAGCUGACCUCGUGUGCCUCGGAGAUGCCAUCAGGACGACGAAGCACUUGAGCAGUCUCAAUCUCCAAGGGUUAUAUAAGGUCGAGUGCUACAUGCCCGUGCUGCUCGGCUUGGGUCAGUCUCCGUCGCUUACCACGGUGAAGCUCGACUCCCGGCACGUCGUCCUCUCCGACACAGCCUUCUUCCUGGCUUGCACGGCGCUGAGGAAUAACACCACACUUAAGACGCUCUCCUUGGCACGCUGGUCCUUUACUAUACAGGUGAGUGUGUGUGUAAGGAGGAUUGUGAAGGCGAGGGUUAGUGAGGUGUGAUUCUUGUGUAUUCUA
Molecule: messenger RNA, 4198 nt
Organism: Penaeus chinensis
Lineage: Eukaryota; Metazoa; Arthropoda; Malacostraca; Decapoda; Penaeidae
Exons: 9
Coding region: 209-4183 (1324 amino acids)
Source: RefSeq, a predicted model, not a curated record